Molecule: messenger RNA, 519 nt
Organism: Juglans regia (Persian walnut)
Lineage: Eukaryota; Viridiplantae; Streptophyta; Magnoliopsida; Fagales; Juglandaceae
Exons: 1
Coding region: 1-519 (172 amino acids)
Source: RefSeq, a predicted model, not a curated record
AUGACGAACCGAGUAUUCAGAACCUAUCUAGAUAGCUUUGUAAUCGUAUUCUUUGAUGAUAUAUUGAUCUACUCUAAAAGUGAAAGAGAGCAUAGGCAGCAUCCCUGUUUGGCUUUGGAAAGGCUAAGAGAACACAAGUUGUACGCCAAGUUUAGUAAGUGUGAAUUUCGGCUUAAGGAGGUGAGAUUUUUAGGGCAUGUGAUCUCUAGUGAAGGAGUGUCAGUAGAUCCUAAUAAGGUGGAAAUUGUGGUAGAUUGGAAACGUUUGACUAGUGUGCAUGAGAAAAGGAGCUUUCUAGGUCUAGCUGGAUAUUAUCGGCAUUUCAUUCAAGGGUUUUCUAAGUUAUCAGGAUCCCUUACUGCCCUGACUAGGAAGAACGUUAAGUACGUUUGGUCGAAAGAAUGUGAGCGUAGUUUUGUGGAGCUAAAGGAAAUGCUCACAACCGCACCAGUACUGGCUUUACCUAAACCCCAUAGGCCUUACAUUGUAUUUAGCGAUGUGUCUAAGUUAGGACUCUGA